Messenger RNA from Striga asiatica, 1561 nucleotides. Lineage: Eukaryota; Viridiplantae; Streptophyta; Magnoliopsida; Lamiales; Orobanchaceae. The record is from the annotation of a GenBank genome assembly.
GGGGUCACGUAGGAUGUCGGAUGACAAAGGCAAGGCCGAAUGCGCCGGGGAAGAGGUGAUGAGGUCUGGUCCACUAGCUUCUGCCGAGCUUCAAGCUCGGAAACUUUCUUCCUCAAGUCUGUGGCUGGCGCUCCUCCACGAAUUUGUUCUCAAGGAUAAGCUUGUUACUCUUGAAGAGUACCUACUCAAACUGACAGAUGAACUCCAGCAGGAAGCACAGUCUGUGCCAAAUAUGACUCAUCCAAAUGCUCCUGUUGGUGGGGAAGACUGUUCUUCUGUGAGAAAGCAGUUUGGCAAAUCCAGAGAGUUUAGCUUCUUGAUAAGGGAUCAUGUCCAGCUUGGAAAGGACUUAGAUCUGUUCGAUUUUGAUGCUGCUGCUGAGAUAAGCGGGUCGAAAUUCUAUUACCUGAAGAAUGAAGCAGUGAUGUUAGAGCUGGCACUUGUAAACUGGGCUGUGGCGGAGGUAAUGAAAAGGGGCUUUGUACCGCUUACCACGCCAGAAAUCGUGCGAUCUUCCGUGGUGGAAAAAUGUGGUUUUCAACCACGUGGAACUAACACUCAGGUAUAUUCAAUUGAUGGUAGUGAUCAAUGCCUCAUUGGUACAGCCGAGAUUCCAGUUGGGGGAAUACAUAUGGACUCCAUUAUUGCUGAUUCAUCAUUGCCCUUAAAGUAUGUAGCCUUUUCCCAUUGCUUCAGAACAGAAGCUGGUGCAGCUGGCGCUGCAACUAGGGGCCUUUAUCGAGUUCACCAAUUUAGCAAGGUGGAGAUGUUCAUCUUAUGUAGACCAGAGGAAAGUGAUUCCUUCCAUGAAGAGCUUAUUCAAAUCGAAGAAGACCUGUUCUCGUCGUUGGGGCUUCAUUUUAAAACCAUGGACAUGGCAACAGAGGAUUUAGGUGCACCAGCUUAUCGUAAAUUUGACGUUGAGGCAUGGAUGCCUGGUUUGGGAAGAUAUGGUGAGAUCUCGAGUGCCUCUAAUUGUACCGACUACCAAAGCCGACGGCUAGGAAUUCGAUACCGUCCCGAAUCAUCAAAUUCAAAUGCUCCUAAAAAGGGUAAAGGCAGUUCUGCCCCUACGCAGUUUAUCCACACACUAAAUGCAACAGCAUGUGCAAUUCCAAGAAUGAUCAUAUGCUUGCUUGAGAAUUACCAGCAAGAGAAUGGUUCCGUUGUUAUACCAGAGCCAUUGAGGCCAUUCAUGGGUGGCAUUGGGAUUAUUGCUCCUAAAUAUAAGUAGGUGCUCUAGAAUUUUUGGUUGGUGACUCGGUGUAAUCUUUGAUUUUCAUUAUAGUUCAAUUUUUUGUGACAUGUGACUUCGAGUUGAGGUUAUCUUUGGGAUACAAUUGGCUGCUCGUGGCCGUACAUAAGACCCACCCAGUCUCAUGCGAUACAUUUUAGUUAAAUAGUAAGGCUGUUGUUAGAUAGAUCAAUAGGUAGGCAUACUUUCAUACAAAAGCGAUACUUAAAAUAACAAUAUAAAUAAAAAUGUCAUUUUUAAGUGUGCACUAACGAAUCUAAUGAGUAAAUGGUGGAAUCGAACAAGUCUACAUUUUUUCAUAAGGGA